AUGGGGUGUGCUUCGUCAGCGAAGAAAGCCGGAACUCCAAGUCAGACGGACAAGCAAAGCUACGAGAUGCGGCUGCUGGACGAAUACUCUGUUGGCCUGACGUUGGGGGAAGGAGCUUUCGGCGUGGUGUCGGUGUGCAAGAGAAGGGCAUCCGGCGAAGAGUUUGCAGUAAAGAUGGUGGACAAGGUGGAGACGCCCGUGGAAGCCAUCAAGAAAGAGGCCGAUAUGCUUCAGAGCAUGGACCACCCCAACAUCGUGAAGUUCCACGGUGUGUACUAUGAGAGGUGCUUUGUGUGCAUAGUGAUGGACAAGCUGGAUGGCGGAGACUUGGUCGAGGGCCUGCAGCGACAUCUGAAGGAACGCGGUCAGAUCAACUGCCUGGAUGUGGUGCAUGUGGC
This is a messenger RNA of Effrenium voratum, 398 nucleotides long. Lineage: Eukaryota; Dinophyceae; Suessiales; Symbiodiniaceae. The record is from the annotation of a GenBank genome assembly.